UACAGAAUUCGUGUCACCUGUGUUGCAUUCUUUGAACGAGGAAGAACAAGAACAACCUAAACAACAACGUUAUUCUCUGUUUACGAAAAAUGAGAUCGAAGAAACAUUAAAAGAUUUGGAGAUACGUAAUGUAUCACCUAUAUUAGCAUUGUCUACUAUGUGCGAUAUGUUUUUAAAUCGAAUUUUAGAAUUGAACGACAAUAGAGAUAAGAGUAGGGAUAAGAUUGCAAAAAGUUUGGUUAAAUUAUUGAUAGAAUCUAAACGUUAUACGAAUCCCGAUAAAUUUCCUUCUGAUCUGAUUUUUUCCUCUAAACAGCGACCAUUGUUAAACGGUCAACGAUUGAGACGCAUCCUACCCUUAGAUUCUUACAAUCUGAUCGCACCUUUUUUGGGAAUGCCUGAACAUUAUCCAAGGUUACCCUUCUCCCUUCCUAAAUUACUGAAAUUUCGAACGACCAAACAACGAUCUGAUCAAUCUGAUUCUACCCAAGAAAUUUCGGAAGAUUUAAUCGUACACCCACCUAAGUCCAUGAAAGAUAGCAUGAUUUUAGACGAUGAAACGAAAAGAACACGAUCGAAUAAUCCUUACGAACUAUUUAUGAAGAAGGAAAGGCGCAAGGCUAUCGUUUGGCGUCCCUUGACGGAAUCCGACUUGAGGGGCUACGAUCCAGAAGCUACUCUUCGCAUGAGAGCCGACAAGAUUACUACAGAUAUAUGUGAGGAAUUUUGCGAAUGGUUGAGGAGUUUAGGUGGAUUAGAAAAAGGAAUCAAUGAAACUGUUCUCAAAGACAUGUUCGAAAUUAGCUUCUCAGCUGACGUAUGCAAAUCAACUCAAAUUAAUGUAAAAGAAAUGGCAACAGUUCCGACAGACGUAGCCUUGGCAAGAUUAUGUCAAAAAUCAAGCGUAUUGGCAACAACCAGAAAACAACUGGAAAGAGAUGCCAAAGCUGAAAGUAAACCUAAACGCGUUUUGGCAUUUGGCACCUCGAUGCCAUCCGAAUUAUUAUUCAUACCACCUGAAAAUCAGGUAAGGGAAAAGUGGUUAGAGUGUAAAAACGUACCACUCGAACUCGAAACGAUGGACGUUGUUUGGGAUGGGAUUAUUCAUUUGAAAAGCGUGCAAGCUUUCAUCAAAUGGCUUCAUCUUCAUCCUGAGGUAAGCCUACCGGAAAUAUUCAAACGUUCUGAAAUUACGAAAACAAAUGAAAAAAGUCAUGCGAAGGAAAAAAUCAAUGCGGAAUGAUCGAUUGAUAAACCGUAUCGUAAAUUUGUCGUUAAUUUAUUGAACGUUUAGAAGUUUAUUUGACGAGUUAAUCGAUUCUAACGAAUAUAACGAAAGAAAAUGUUUUGGUAGAUGAGAUAUAUGUACACUGUCGUCGUGUAACCAACGAUUUAGCUCGGAUUUUCAACGCGCAAACACCAGCAGGCGUGCCAACCAAUAAUACCGUUCGAUAACACGAUACCAAACGCCUGUUUCAUGUAUGUGGCGUACGGUUAACCCCUAAAGCCAACGCAGUAUCCCCAAACUAUUAGGAAUCGACGGUUAAAAUUCUAACAGCGUUAAACCAAACCGUUCAUUUGCCUAUUCGACAAAAACUAUCAAAAAUACUGCCGAAUAAUCUUUAAUCAUUCUUAUUUUUAUGUUUAGGGCUAAAUUCAUUAGUUAAUUACUUCAUAAAAACAUAAUAUAUUAAAGUAUACUAUUUUAUAAUUUUUCAUCUUUCCAAAUUUUUCAAUUGUAAAUUUACAAAAAGUAUGCUUAAGUAAAUUGGGUGCAUUUAGUGUCGAAAAAUCGUUAAUGGAAGAAAGUAUUGAUAGAAAAUCUUGCAUGUUAGAUGUAUAACUUAUGAGAUCAUCGUUAGGCACCUUCCUCCCUUAUCCCUCCAGCCCUUACCCACCUGUCGAUAAUGACGUAGGACUGUCGACCAUAAGAAAUAUUGUAAAACGUAAAUUUAAAGCAAAACUCGGCUUCGUGGCAUCUGCUUGCGACAGGAACACGUUCGGAGGUAUCGUUUUUUCUAUCGCAUUGGUUUCAA
This is a messenger RNA of Polistes canadensis, 2036 nucleotides long. RefSeq lists its product as uncharacterized. The transcript has 5 exons. The record is from RefSeq and is a predicted model, not a curated record. Lineage: Eukaryota; Metazoa; Arthropoda; Insecta; Hymenoptera; Vespidae. The coding region runs from base 158 to 1243 and encodes 361 amino acids.